Drosophila guanche is the source of this 857-nucleotide messenger RNA. Its product is annotated as prisilkin-39. Lineage: Eukaryota; Metazoa; Arthropoda; Insecta; Diptera; Drosophilidae. The coding region runs from base 116 to 754 and encodes 212 amino acids. The record is from RefSeq and is a predicted model, not a curated record. The transcript is spliced from 3 exons.
CAGUCGCUGUGAAUAGACGUUGUCUUGGCUACCACUUGGCCAGCUCUCCGAAUCCAAAGAAGUUCCUUUUUACCCUCACCACACACACACACACCGAGAAAUAGCUGAAAUAAGUAUGUUCAAGCUAUUUAUGCUAAUGCUAGUGAUGGUGGGCGGUGCCUGGAGCGUACAGGUGGCCACAGCCAGGACAACAGGAGCUGACUUGGCCACGGCAGAAACCUCAGCAAAGUUUUUGAAUCUUUUUGGUGGCGGUGGCAACAACGGAUAUCCCAACUAUGGCUAUAAUUAUCAGCGACCACCGACAUAUCCUGGCUAUGGCUAUACCGGCAGCAAUGGAUAUUAUGGCAAUUCGGGCAGCUAUUAUCCAACGUCUGGCAGUUAUUAUCCCAGCACUGGAGGCAGCUAUUAUCCCACUACCGGAGGCAGUUAUUAUCCAACGACUGGCGGCUAUCCGAAUACGGCAGGCAGCUAUUAUCCCACAACAAAUAUCCUGGGCUCACAAGGAGGCUAUGCCGGCUAUGGCGGCUAUGGAGGUAAUGGCGGUUUGAGGCAAUAUUCAGGCUAUUGGCAGCGCGACUAUCAGGGCCAAAGGAAUCGUGGCUAUGGCUACUAUGAGAAUACAGAUCGUUUGGGACUGCCAGAACAUCGCCAGCAGUCGCCAGCAGAUCGUUCUUAUGGCUACUCGGGCUAUGGUUCCAACUCUGGUUAUGGUUCCAGCUAUGGUUCCUCUUCCUCGUAUCGAGGCUAUGACUAAGUAUCGUUCUGUGAUCUCCCAUUUGUUGCUUUGUUAUUGCCUUUUGUUAUACAUUUUAAUCAUCUUUUUUUCCUCUCUUUCCUCUCUCAUUUCAUUCUAUAAC